AUGCCAGUUUAUGAUGAAGAGUGUGGAAUAUUUUGUGUUAGCUCCAAUUUUGGUCCUUAUUUAUAAGAAAAAAACAUGUAUUAAACCAUCUCAAUCAUUGUGUUGGUUAGGCUUGGAUCACAAAGAGACCAUUGUUGUUGUUUCAGUCAAGUGACCCGCAGAGCCCAUAAGCCUCUUUCUGAUCAUAGAAAGCUGCAGCACUCUGGGCGUCUCUGACCAAACCAGUAUCAUCACUGACACUGGACUUGUUAAAUAUAACCAAAAAAGUAAACAACUGAAAUAUUAAUAAAUACUUGACCAAAUGGAUUACUGUGAUGAUAAGAAAUGCAGAGAAGAGAAGCCAUAAUACAAAUAUACAAAUUUGACCUGAAUGCUGGUGUGGACUUAGACCUUAGACCUGGUUAAAAUAAAAUAAAAUAAAAAAUAACAAAACAAAACGAAACAACACAACACAACACAACACAAAAAAAUUAAAUUAAAUUAAAUUAAAACAAAACAACACAAAAUAAUAAAAUAAAAUAAAAUAAAAAAUGAUGGUCAUUGUUUUAAAUAACUCUCAAAAACUCUUUAAUUUAAUGUUUUACUUAAACAAAAAAGAACACAUUUUUACAGUUACAAUUCCACUUAUUUUCUUCAUUGUUCGUCUCCUGUAGCCCAUGAAACCCCGCCCCGUGUGCGGUCACGUGGCAAUUCGUAGUAACUGAUAUUUUUUAUCUAGAUAUUUUUAAUUGUAUUUGCUUAUUUUACUUUAUUUCAGCAUAGAACUUGUCUGUAUAUUUGCUUCCAUAAUGAAAACCUGUGCGCCACAACGCUCCGCCCCGUGUCCUGUCACGUGACCUGUGCUGGCUUGGUAACAGAGAAAGCGUCGCUCGCUCGCAAGAUGAACCGCUAGCAGGCAGCCGCGAAAGAUUUAGAGCCAAAAGAAUCACGAUGCGUGAGAAACCCCGUUUCAUUUACUUUUUAACAUGUUCUACAUUAGUGCACACUCGUGCGAGGGGUUCACAAUAACGGUUGCGUACUAACUGGACGUUCAGAUGAGCGCUCUUCUGCUGUAAGCAUGAGAAAGAUCCUGAAAGAGGAUAGAAGAGGGCCUGCGCAUGGAGAGAUGAGUAAGACAGACUGAGGUUUUCCUCUCAUGAGGCUUGUGCACGGAAAAGCACACCUGUUACAAGCAUGGGAAAACUACAAAGCAAGUUGGGUCGGCGCUCUGACCUGUACAGGACCAAAGAGGGGUCGGAAACUGCGCCUGUACCCCAGGUAGUACAGUAUGAGCCUGCCCACACUGACUCUAUCAACUGUGUCAUCAGCCUGACCUCUGACCUCUGUGCGUCAGGGGGCAAAGACAUGGAUGUUGUUGUGUAUGACUGGAGAGCUGGGAAACUGUGUAGAUCCUUUCAAGGCCACAGCAGAGAAGUUACUAAGUUAUGUAGUUUUAGAGGUAAAACCUGGAUCUUCAGCGCAUCUCGUGAUAAAACGGUUCGGAUGUGGGAUUUGGGUCGAGAGCAAGAAGCCAUCCAGGAGUUCUCAGGCCAUGAGCUGGUAGUUAAUGGAAUAGCAGUCAGCCCAGAUGGCUCACAGCUGUGCACGGGGUCUCGGGAUAACUCCUUGUGCCUCUGGGACAUCGAGUCAGGGAAAUGUCUGCAGAGAAACACCAUCUCACGUAACCUGGUGACUCAUUUAUGCUGGGUGCCAGACAGCACAUCUAUAGUCCAAACCUCAGAAGACAAAACUACCAGGGUGUGGGACAGUCGGACCUGGCAGGUCACUAACACGUUUCCAGCGAAGCAGUAUAUCCAGACGCACUGUGACAUCAGUCCUAACUGUUACCACCUGCUGUCCACCAGCAACGGUUUCGGCGGGCAGGGUUGCGAAGCCACUCUGUGGGACCUCCGGCAGCCGGGCUGUAAGGUGACUGAAUACAGAGGACACCUGCAGACCACAGCGUGUUGUGUGUUUUUGCCCCCACGCUCCGGAUGUCCUGCCCUUGUGGCGUCAUCGUCAUACGACAGCUCGGUGAAAAUAUGGGAUCAGAACACUGCAGAAUGUUUAUCCACAUUAACGUUGGACGGUUCGGGCCCUUUGGUGUCUCUGGCUCCGUGUGAUUCCAGUAGUCUUCUGUGUGCCAGCUUUAACACUGGACUUCACCAGCUUCAUCUGGAUCAUGGAGCGACGCCCAACCUCACUGAAGUGGCUCGCUUUUAAUUCAUAUCUGCA
This is a messenger RNA of Triplophysa rosa, 2214 nucleotides long. It is a transcript of the gene wdr31, whose product is annotated as WD repeat domain 31. Gene Ontology annotation, molecular function: protein binding. Bases 1174 to 2202 code for a protein of 342 amino acids. The transcript is spliced from 10 exons. Lineage: Eukaryota; Metazoa; Chordata; Actinopteri; Cypriniformes; Nemacheilidae. The record is from RefSeq and is a predicted model, not a curated record.